AAAGCGUUCGGCUGGUAUGGCCGAACGUUCACGAACGGUCGCGACAUUCCUUUUUCAACUCCGUCUCGCUUUAACACCGGUUUCACGAGAGAGACGGGGUUAUCGCAGGUAUUCUAACGCGUCGUAUGGCACGCUGCUGGUAUUCUGGCGAGGUACGUUUACCUGAGUCUGACUUAUUCAGGUCCGGUAGUAGUGGCAGUGGUAGCGCCAGAUGCGGGCAGUUCCUUUUUUCUUCUGUUUUUGAGGAAAUUUAACCGUUUUUCCAACUUCUACGGUGAUUUUCCAGUGAGGGUCUUUUUGGGGGGUGGGCGAAUUUCGUGAUGUGCAAGGUGUGUGUUGUGUACUACUACUAAAGUGGGUGUUCUUCCUCUAAUAAAGUCAUUAAAUCAUGGGUAACCAUCCGUCUAAUCAUAUCCCGUUGGAGAGGAGGGAGGUGGGAAAGUUCGGGGAUCCACAUGCGAGGCGGAGCCUGCGAUCCCCCCGGAAAAUGGACCGACUGCGACGGUCGUUCCGGGAUUCGUUCCGGAAACGUAAGGACCGGGUCCCGGAAAGCUCGAAACCCCACCAAUGGUCCGCCGACGAGGCUGCGGUCAGGACCGGCACGUGCACUUUCGCUGUCAAAUAUUUGGGUUGCGUCGAGGUGUUCGACUCUAGAGGGAUGCAAGUCUGCGAGGAGGCCUUGAAAGUACUCAGAUUGGGCAGCGGGUCAAGGCGACGUCCCACGAGGGCGGUCCUGCACGUGUCCGGGGACGGUCUCAGGGUGGUCGAGGAGGAGACCAAGGGGCUAAUCGUCGACCAAACUAUUGAAAAAGUGUCUUUUUGCGCCCCGGAUCGAAACCACGAGCGCGGGUUUAGUUAUAUUUGCAGAGACGGUACCACCCGAAGAUGGAUGUGUCACGGCUUUUUAGCCCUAAGGGAAUCCGGCGAGCGACUCAGCCACGCCGUCGGCUGCGCGUUCGCCGUCUGCCUCGAACGCAAACAAAAACGCGACAAAGAAUGCGGCGUGACGAUGAUGUUCGACGCGAAAAGUUCCACGUUCACCCGCACGGGGUCGUUCCGGCAACACGGCAUCACCGAGAGGGCGGUGGACGUCGUCCCCUCGCCGAGCAACAACAAACAAGUGGCGCCCUCGAACGUCGCCUCCGUCAAUCCGUUCGCCAUCGAACGGCCCCACGCCACCCCCAGUUUGCUACAGCGUCAAGGCAGCUGUCGCGGUUUCAGCACCUUGGGUCAAAACUCGCCGUUCAAGAGACAGAUGUCGCUGCGCGUCAACGAGUUGCCCAGCAACGCCGCCCGUUUGAACUUCUACAACUCGCCGCCGAGCAGCGGCACCGCGCCCUCUGACGACAGGACCGCGGACCUUGACGUUAAACAACCCUCUGUCUCUCCUAUACCGGAAGUUUCCCCGGGUGAUUCCGUGACCGCCUUGUGUCAGCAACUGUCGCAGGGGCUCAGCCAGUUGACGCACAGCGGCUCCGACGAUUUCAACUUCAACAAUUCCACCUCGUUAAAUCAAAACACCGUCAACGUGAACCUGACCACGAUCAACAACAGUUACGGUCAAACGAUAACGGCAACGCCGCAGAAUAAUUACAACACGGCCACGCCCUUUAAUAGGAGCGCGACGGUGAACACUAGCGCCAUCGUGCCGACCAAUUCGUUACUGAACAGUUCCGGACAAAACCUGCCGAAACCGGAACAGUGGCUGGGGCAGAUCGUGAAACGGACCAGUCCGGUGCCGGGACGUCACAUGGACGGUACGGCGCCGCGUCGCACGCCAUCUUUCGGCACGCAUUCCAGGGCAAUGAGUUUGGAUUCUGCCCCCCUGACAGAAACGUCGUCGUCCAAGGACCCCUUCGACGCCGAAUGGGUGGACAUAGCCGCGAGACAAAGCGGCAACGUUGCCGGCACCAGUACUAAUCCGUUCUUAAAUCCGGCAACGUCGCCCAAUACAUUCCAGAUUCAAUUGUAAGCAUGCGCACUUCGAAUACUUGUAAAUACUUAAUUAAGCAUAUCAGAACAGGUUAGGAGGGUUUGUUUACUCGUGACGUCAGAGCGGUGUUAACAAAAAAAUAAUUUAUCAGCUGUUAUUUGUUAUUUAUAAUUAUUGUAUAAAGUAACUAGUACUUAAACCGAUCGAUGUACUUAUUAAUUUUCCCCGUUUUGUAUAUUAUGCCGUAAUGUCAAUUUGAGGUUAUGCGCGGUGCUGAAAAGUGGAGUUUUCCAGCCAGGACUGAAAUGUGCAAUUGGCAAGUAACGUAGGACGCCCGACGACCAACUUAACUACAGUAGUUUGCGACUUUUAGCGAUCUCAAAUUAUAUAACGUCAAACUAACCAUUCCACUAAUUUUAAGCCUUAAAUAUUAACGUUCUCAAAAAUUUGACACUUGUAGAAAUUACGCACCCGUUCGUCGUAUUCGAAAUGGCACACCAACAUGUACUUAACUGUAUUUAUAAUAAUAAUAAUAUAUUUGUAAUAUAAAUAAAGUGUGAUUAUAUGAGUUA
Molecule: messenger RNA, 2505 nt
Organism: Anthonomus grandis grandis
Lineage: Eukaryota; Metazoa; Arthropoda; Insecta; Coleoptera; Curculionidae
Gene: numb
Product: protein numb
Exons: 7
Coding region: 389-1972 (527 amino acids)
Source: RefSeq, a predicted model, not a curated record